This is a messenger RNA of Heterobasidion irregulare TC 32-1, 1350 nucleotides long. RefSeq lists its product as uncharacterized. Gene Ontology annotation, biological process: protein dephosphorylation. The transcript has 9 exons. Bases 100 to 1350 code for a protein of 416 amino acids. Gene Ontology annotation, molecular function: protein serine/threonine phosphatase activity; cation binding. Lineage: Eukaryota; Fungi; Basidiomycota; Agaricomycetes; Russulales; Bondarzewiaceae. The record is from RefSeq and is a predicted model, not a curated record.
CACAAUUCGCCUUGAAAAAGUCUCGACUACCCAAUUCGAGGCUUUGCUCCGCUAACAUCAGGCGAUGCAGCCUUCCCUUUGGCUUCCAACUCGUUUCGAAUGGCUCUUCGACUUCUCUGUUCCUCUCAAUCUUGUUCAUGGCGCUUUAAAACCAGUCCGCGCUCAAGAAUUGCUGCAGCAACUUAUCACGACUACGCACGAUAUGCAACACCCGGCGGCGUCGUUCGCAUCCCGUUGUACUCCCCAAAGAUCAUAGGUGUUGCAAGUUCACGGGGCGAUAGAAAUAAUCAAGAGGACUUUUAUUCAUUCGCAACUCUGUCGUUGAACCCUGAAGAACUUCGCCUCAGUCUCAAGAAGCAUAAUGGGGUGGAUUGGGAUUCAAGCCUCGUUGGAGAACCACUCAAUAGAGAGGUCACAUUUGUCGGAAUCUAUGACGGUCAUGGCGGGUCCACUGUGUCACAAUACCUCCGUCAAGAGCUUCACGGUCUGUUUGAGUCCUCAAACAAGCUGCAGAUUCCAGAAAUGUAUGCUUGGGCUAGAGAAAUCGGUGGUUACUUCAAACGAUUUGAUGGCGGUGUUCUGAAACCUUGGAUUCAUCCGUCUGCACACCACGAAGGUGAAAUGGAUCUGACCGCUCGUGCGACCCUCACUUUCCUCCAGGCAGGCGUGGACCGAAACCUCACAGAGGAACCAUUGGCAAAAAUCUCUGGUUCUACUGCUUCCGUUGCAAUACUUCACUCCUUAGAUGCUCCUUCAUCACCAUUCUUUUCAUCUCAGAAACUGGCCUUGACUGUAGCUCAUGUUGGCGACACUCGUGUGCUGUUGUGUUCCACAGACCGCGGGCGUGUGCUUCCCAUGACGGAAGCGCAUCGAGCUGAGGGACGCGUCGAGUCUACUCGAUUAAGGCGCAUGAUGGGCACUGGUCUUAUCACCGACUCGUUCGGCGAUGCGAGGCAUGCACCGCUCAACUUUUAUUGCAGGUGGAUGGGUGUACUCCAGAAUACCAGAAGCCUCGGUGAUCUGAAAUGGAAACCGUUUGGAGUUACCCCUGAACCUGAAGUCAGAACCAGGAUCUUAGAGGGUUCGAAAUGGGCCUACAUUGUCUUUGUCUCUGAUGGUGUUUCAUCUGUCGUGUCCGAUGACGAAGUUGUCGACCUCGCGCGCGCCGCACCGGAUCCAAAGACAGCCGCCGAACGCAUCCUCUCUUUCGCGCAGGAGAUGGGCUCCGACGAUAAUGCCACUGCAAUCGUUGUACCACUUGCCGGGUGGGGUAAGAUCCAAGGCCCUGAUCGGACGAAUGAUCUGAGAGAGUACAGGCGACGUCAGAUAGGUAAUGCACCACCUCAAUAA